Messenger RNA from Saccostrea cuccullata (small rock oyster), 2372 nucleotides. RefSeq lists its product as uncharacterized. Lineage: Eukaryota; Metazoa; Mollusca; Bivalvia; Ostreida; Ostreidae. The transcript is spliced from 12 exons. The record is from RefSeq and is a predicted model, not a curated record. The coding region runs from base 29 to 1321 and encodes 430 amino acids.
UCUUCUAGCGGUAUUUUCGAAAAGGAAGAUGGACGGAACAGAUACUGAUAUGAAAAACCAUCCAAGGGAUAAUAUACAGGAAUUCCUAAAUGCAGUUGAAAAUCACAAAUUUUAUGAGGGUACAGAAGACAUUGACGGAAAAGAUUUGUCCGUCAAAUUUGCUCAGCUCAGCCAGGCAAAGACACAGAUCAAAGAGGCUUUUUCAUUACAAACAGUGUCCAAGGAAAUGUUCCUCAAAUAUCUGUGUCAAGACUUCAACAGCUGGCCAACACAACAAAAUCAGUCAGAGGAUCCACAGAUGCAGGAGGUCUCACAAAAAUUAAAGUCCAGUAAAGCUGCCAUUGAACAAGAGAAGGCAACCGCAACAGAACUAGCCUCUUGUGCUGAGGAUGGUUACGAAAUGCUGAAGUCAAAGAUCUCAAGCUUGAAAGAAAUUCUUGUCAAGAGAGAACAGAAGCGAAAAGAGUUACAAGAGCUGAGGAAUAAGAUGAAUGGUGGUGAAGGAGUUCCAAAGAAUCUAAAGGAAGCCAUUCAACAACAGAAAGAGGAGAAAGCACGAUUAGAGGCUGAGAUAGCCAUGAGAGAGGAAGCAAAAGUGGAAGCCAAAGUCGACCACGACAGACUACAACAAGACGUGACAACUCUCCGAGGGAAGAUCGAGAGACAGGAAGAGGAUAUCCAUAAAUCUCACUCCGAAGCAGUCAAGAAACAAACACUCUUAGCAGAAAAAAUCAAACAGGAAACAGAACUCCAUGAAUACAUCAGGAAGUUGUCUGGGAUCCGAGAGAUCCCAACAGAGGAUGCAGAUUCUGUGUGCCUGGGAUUUGUUCAGGGAGAGGAAGAGGAUCCCAGCCUCAUUCUGACAAUGCACCUGGCUGCUGAUCCCACUGACAGAGUGUACCUGAAAGGAGCAGAGGUUAAAUCUGGCAGUGGAUAUUAUGUGAAUGUCCAGUCACUGCCCACAGAGGAAUUGAUCAGAGUGGCCGUCCAGAAAAAUGACCCCGUUUCCCUGGUUCGCUCACUAAGGGAGCUGUGGAUUUCCUAUCACCCUAUUGUGUCGGAAGUCAAAAAGCUCUCAGAGAGGCAUGCAGUUGAUUGGAUCCAAGAAGAGGGUGUGGUGAGGGUCCUUAUGGGGAAAAGGGGGACAGUAAUAUGUACCUUGUCUGUACCCAAGACAUACCCCCAGGAGGGUAGUGUUUCUCUGGUCAGUGUACAUGGAGGAUAUGGAGAGGAAAACACUAUGGAUGUUGAUGAAACAGUAGAGAACAAAACACUACAACAAUGGAUAGACUAUUUAGAGGCAAGAUAUGGACAUUGUUGACAAAGCAGAGAGGAGGUUCUAAAUACAUGUACUUGUACCUGAACAUUGUACAUACUUCUAACAUGUAGUACUUUAGCCUGUGUUAAACUCUUUCUAGAAUUUAUUAUGGGUAUUUUUGAUGUAAUUAUUUCAAUUGUAAAUUAAACAAAAUUUCUGUGUAUACAGUCAAUUCUCAAAUUAUCACCAUUCGAUUCAUCGCCAUUUUCGCAAUACCACCAUGAUUUCCCAAGAACGUUUUUCCUACUAUGUAAAAUUCUCUUUAUAACGCCAAAUUCACAUACCGCCAUCUGCCAACCUGUUUUCACAACAAACAUCCAUUUUUAAGUGUCAAUUAUCUCAUAUACCGCCACAGGUGCAUGCGGUCAAUGAAGCGCGGCUAAUUGGUAGAUGCUGUCUGUUGUAACACUGCAAAGCCAGACAAGGUACAUGCAAAUAAAUAAUUUAAUAAGAGUUAAAUAAACAAUAAUUUUACUAUGAACUGUUAUAAUGAUUUUGUUCUCUGUUUAAUAAAAAUCAUUUAGUCACGGCUUCGCCUUGAAAGCGAUAGUUGUUAAAGUACGCUGAAUACAAUAUUAUGUUGAUGAUCUCUGCUUUAAACAAUGCAAAGUUUGCUUUAGAAAUAAUUAUAUGGUAUAAAUUGUGAACGUUUCAUAUUUCACGACGAUCGACCCAGCAUGUUUUUUUUCAAUAUCAGACGUGCCGUUUUACAUGCAUACACAUGUACUUGUCUUUAUUGUACAUAACAAAAUUACUUAAGGUACUUUCAAAUUUAGAAAUGUUUUAUAUACAUGUACAUGUACAUGUAAUUAUAAGAAUAGAAACUCUAAAUGGUACAUGUAUUUCUAUAUAUAUACUUGUUUCCUAAAAUAUGGGAAAUUCAAUUCAUCGCCAAAUUCGUUAUAACGCCAUGAUUUCUAAAUUACAAAAGGUGGCGGUUUAUCAAGAAUUAACUGUAUUUCAAAUUUGAAGAUAUAUGUAUAUGCUAAAAUUCUAUUUAAAAAACAACAAAACAUAAUGUCACAUUUUUUCCAAUAGAAAUUUAAUAUUAUAU